Amphibalanus amphitrite is the source of this 1869-nucleotide messenger RNA. Its product is annotated as multiple epidermal growth factor-like domains protein 11. The record is from RefSeq and is a predicted model, not a curated record. NCBI's taxonomy places the organism in Eukaryota, Metazoa, Arthropoda, Thecostraca, Balanomorpha, Balanidae. The transcript is spliced from 2 exons. The coding region runs from base 1 to 1869 and encodes 622 amino acids.
AUGAAGACGCUCCACCUGCUGUGCGGCGCCGCCCUGGUGGUGGCUGCCGCUGGCAGUGCCGCGGGAACCGAGGCCGUCGACCAGCCUACCCCGGCGGUCGAUCAGGGGUCCCCCGAAGUCACCAAGGAGCGGGAGACAGGCUCAGGCCAGCGCAGGGGACGCUUCUUUGCCUCCUUCUGGAAUCUACUCGGCUACAAUGAGGAGAAGGAAGAGACCAAAGUGGAAACUGUUCCCGUUCCUGUUUCCGUGGCAACGGUGCAAACUGCUCCCAAACCCAUCCACAUCAACCCAGUCAUCGUCCUGAAGCAGGAGCAUCUGACGGCGGCACUACCCAAACCAGUAAUCGUCCAGUCUGCCCCUCCGAAGCCCAUAUUUGUUCAGCCUGCCCCUCCGAAGCCCAUAUUUGUUCAGCCUGCCCCUCCGAAGCCCAUAUUUGUCCAGCCAGCCCCUCCCAAGCCCGUGUAUACGCCGCCAGUCCACCCGGAGCCAGUGUACGCGCAGUCAGCACAUCCGAAGCCAGUGUAUCCUCAGCCGGCCACUCCUGUCAUCCAACACGGCAACGACGGGUGCAAGACUGAUUAUCAGUGUCCCAAGGGCUCCUACUGCCUCUCCUACAACUGCGUCCAGUGCAUAACUGACAAGCACUGCUCCGCUGGUGGCCGGCACAGUCGUACCUACCAGAGGCGGUGCGAGCACAACCGCUGCGUGGACAUCUGGCAGGAUGACGUCGUGAAGUGCACCAAGUACUCGGCGUGUCCCGAUGGCCAGUACUGCUCGGCAGGAAAGUGCACGCCCUUCGUACCCGAGUGGAUGCCGUGCUCGGUGGCCGAGAGCUGCCAGUCCAACAGCUGCCUGCAGGGAAAGUGCGCCGAGUGCUCCCAGUGGAAGCCGUGCGCGGCCGGACAGUUCUGCGACCACGGACACUGCAAGUCGCCGGGUAACACCGGAGACAGCUGUUGGCUCAGCUUCCAGUGUCAGUCGCACAUCUGCUGGCAAGGCGCUUGUGCCGACUGCGCCCACCACAGCGACUGCAGGAACGCAGGAGAGUUCUGUGAGAAAGGCCAGUGCAAGUCCCUUCUUGGGUACGGCGAGAAGUGCUCCGAGAACAGCCAGUGUGCGUCCAGAAUUUGUGACAGCAUCACGGGCCAGUGCGUUGACUGCAGGAACUCACUGACUUGCCCUGACAACAGCUUCUGUAGCACGGGCUUCAAGUGCGUGCGCAAAGGCAUGUUCAAGGAUGCGUGCACGUCAGACAGCCAGUGCCUGUCAAGGAGAUGCGGACCCAAAAACACGUGCGUUCAGUGCAACCGCCUGCAAGACUGCAACAGCAGCACCCACUUCUGCGACAUUUCCUUAGACGGAGCGUGCACGCCGCUGAAGCGAGUCGGACAGAUCUGCGACGCGAACGAGCAAUGUCUGGCACCCCUGACGUGCAGCCCGAGCACCAACAAGUGCGUCCAAUGCCAGAUCAACAGUCAGUGUAUGGACAGUCAGCGCUGCGACAACACCCUGGGCAUGUGCGUGGCCAAGUCUGUUCUGGGUGACUCGUGUGUGGGUGACUCGGACUGCCAGAGCGGGGUGUGCGGCAUCGUGUCCAACCAGUGCGUCCAGUGCCGCGCCGGUGUGGUCGGGUCCUGCCCCGCCACCUCCUUCUGCACCGUUGAUGGCACCUGUGUGCCCACCAACGUGCCGCUGAACGGCGCGUGUCCCUCGGGGCAGAACGAGCAGUGCGCCGUCGGUCUGGUGUGCACCAACCUCGUGUGCAGAUCUCCGACAUCGGUCAUCGACCCGUCACAGACCGUUUCGCCCAACACUCCCACCCCUGCCGCGUCCGGCCCGUUCCAGGCCCGAUCCUUCGGACGCCGCUGA